AUGCUACAAAUCGCCGGCCCCGUCACUCGAGUUCGCCUCAUUGGCUACGCAGGUAGGCACAGCGGUACGAUUCUGUGCUCCCGUGCCAACAACCUGAAAGAGACGCACGUGACAUUGGAUGUCUCCUUCUUCCCCGUUUCAUCCCAAUGCCCAAGCCAAGUUUCCUUGAACCAAAUCUGGUUUGCCGCCAUCUGCAUCCUCCAUCUCCGGCGUUGUGCUGUUGGCUGCCUCGUCUCUUCGCACCCCUCGCGUUUUCGUCCCAAUGCAACUGAAUCACCCCGGGACCAGCCAGUACGCAAGGGCUUGACUCAACCGUGUGCUGCUCACAACCUUGCACCACCGAACAAUGCGGGCGGAGGCGGGUGA
Colletotrichum siamense is the source of this 366-nucleotide messenger RNA. RefSeq lists its product as uncharacterized. Lineage: Eukaryota; Fungi; Ascomycota; Sordariomycetes; Glomerellales; Glomerellaceae. Bases 1 to 366 code for a protein of 121 amino acids. The record is from RefSeq and is a predicted model, not a curated record. The transcript has 3 exons.